Messenger RNA from Gracilinanus agilis (Agile Gracile Mouse Opossum), 1951 nucleotides. RefSeq names its product zinc finger protein 260-like. The transcript has 2 exons. The coding region runs from base 27 to 1844 and encodes 605 amino acids. NCBI's taxonomy places the organism in Eukaryota, Metazoa, Chordata, Mammalia, Didelphimorphia, Didelphidae. The record is from RefSeq and is a predicted model, not a curated record. Gene Ontology annotation, biological process: regulation of transcription by RNA polymerase II. Gene Ontology annotation, molecular function: DNA-binding transcription factor activity; RNA polymerase II cis-regulatory region sequence-specific DNA binding.
UGCAAGAAUGUGACCCUCAAAGGUGCAUGAAUGAGGGUUCCUAUGAUUUGAUUUUGAGAGAAAUCUGUGACUCUAAUAUCAAGGAUAAUGAAUACAGCAAAUACUUUCCUGAAGAAGUUGGACUCGUUCUAUCACAUGAGAAACCUUCUGAAAGGCCCGUGUGUCAUGGUAACCUAGGGGACAUGGUUUUUGGCUCAGGUUUAGACCUCAUUAGACAUCCAAAAAGGAAACAUAUAGAGAUACUGUCUGUGAGUAAUAAAGAUGGGAGACGUUUCAGUCAGCAGUCUGAGCUUGAUUCACAUCAAAGAAUACACUGUAGAGAGAAACCUUAUGAAUGUAAACAAUGUGGAACCACUUUCACAAGUAAGGACAGUCUUAUUAUACAUCAGAGAAUCCACACUGGCAAGAAACCUUAUGAAUGUAAACAAUGUGGAAAGGCAUUUGCAAUAAGGGGCUAUCUUGCUGAACAUCAGAAAAACCACUGUGGAGAGAAACCUUAUGAAUGUAAACAACGUGGAAAGGCUUUCACAGAGAGGGGAAGUCUUGCCAGACACCAAAAAGUUCACUCUGGAGAAAAAUUUUAUGAAUGUAAACAGUGUGGAAAGGCUUUCACACUGUGGGGUGGUCUUACCACACAUCAGAGAAUCCACACUGGAGAGAAACCUUAUGAAUGUAAGCAAUGUGGAAAGACUUUUACACAGAGCAGCGGUCUUGCUCUGCAUCAGAAAAUCCACACUGGAGAGAAACCUUAUGAAUGUAAACAAUGUGGAAAGGCUUUCACAAUGAGAGGCUAUCUUACUGCACAUCAGAGAAUCCACUCUGGAGAGAAACCUUAUGAAUGUGAACAAUGUGGAAAGACUUUCAGAUGGUGGAGCCUUCUUUCUGAACAUCAGAGAAUCCACACUGGAGAGAAACCUUGGGAAUGUAAGCAAUGUGGAAAGGCUUUCACACGGUGGUGCACUCUUGCUAAACAUCAGAGAAUCCACUCUGGAGAGAGACCUUAUGAAUGUAAGCAAUGUGGAAAGACUUUCUCACAGAGGGACAGUCUUUUUAGACAUCAGAGAAUCCACUCUGGAGAGAAACCUUAUGAAUGUGGACAGUGUGGAAAGGCUUUCACACAGAGCAUCCAUCUUGCUGAUCAUCAGAGAAUCCACACUGGAGAGAAACCUUAUGAAUGUGGACAAUGUGGAAAGACUUUCACAACGAGAGGCUAUCUUACUGCACAUCAGAGAAUCCAUACUGGAGAGAAACCUUAUGAAUGUGGACAAUGUGGAAAGGCUUUCAGACAGAGGGGCAGUCUUGCUGGUCAUCAGAGAAUCCACACUGGAGAGAAACCUUAUGAAUGUAAACAAUGUGGAAAGUCUUUCACACAGAGGGGCAGUCUUGCUGUACAUCAGAGAAUCCACACUGGAGAGAAACCUUAUGAAUGUGGACAAUGUGGAAAGACUUUUACACAGAGUAGCGGUCUUGCUAUACAUCAGAAAAUCCACACUGGAGAGAAACCUUAUGAAUGUAAACAAUGUGGAAAGGCUUUCACAACGAGAGGCUAUCUUACUGCACAUCAGAGAAUCCACUCUGGAGAGAAACCUUAUGAAUGUGAACAAUGUGGAAAGACUUUCAGAUGGUGGAGCCUUCUUUCCCAACAUCAGAGAAUCCACAUUGGAGAGAAACCUUAUGAACGUGGACAAUGUGGAAAGGCAUUCACACAGAGCAUCCAUCUUGCUGAUCAUCAUAGAAUCCACACUGGAGAGAAACCUUAUGAAUGUAAGCAAUGUGGAAAGACUUUCACACAGAGGGGCAGUCUUGCUGGUCAUCAGAGAAUCCACACUGUAGAGAAACCUUAGGAAUGUGGACAAUGUGGAAAGACUUUCACACAUAGGGACAGUCUUGCUAGUCAUCAGAGAAACCACACUGGAGAGAAACCUUAUGAAUGUGGACAAUGUGGAAAGAC